This is a messenger RNA of Cucumis melo (muskmelon), 675 nucleotides long. RefSeq lists its product as uncharacterized. Lineage: Eukaryota; Viridiplantae; Streptophyta; Magnoliopsida; Cucurbitales; Cucurbitaceae. Bases 1 to 675 code for a protein of 224 amino acids. The record is from RefSeq and is a predicted model, not a curated record. The transcript has a single exon.
AUGUCUUUCUCCGCUACUUCGUGCCUUGAAUGUUCUUUCUCCGGCUAUCCAAACACCGAUCAAACCCUCAUUGUUCGAUUUGGGUCUUGUAGCCGCCUGAUUUCCCAGUCUCCUUCUCCUGAAAUUAUUCCAGAUGUAAUUUUGGAACAGACCCCUUUCACUCUCAUAGGUGAGGCUCUGUUUUCUCUUUCUAAUCUGCGGUGUCCUCUACAACAACAAGAAUUACAGUAUCUGGUGAACGAGUUUCUGCGUUCCUUCAACCUCCGUUCCUCCGUCUGCCGAAUCAUAUCUCACAACAUUCUAUCCUUUGCCCAACAGUUCGACAUAAAUAACGAGUGGGUCAAAAUAGAAGCGAACGUCGAUCACAUAAAGGAGUAUUGGACGGAGGCUCCCCCUGAAUUAAACCCCAUCUCCACCGUCGGAGAGGAAGGUCUUUCACCGAGAGGGGCGUCGGAGUCGGCUAUCGAGAGAGUAAAGAAGCAAAAAUUAGAUUGGUUUAGUGAAGAAGAAGAAGAAGAAAUUGGAGACUGCUGCGUUUGCUGUGAAGAGAUGAAAAGAAAGGGAGAGGAGGUGAGAAGGAUUCCAUGCGGUCAUGUGUAUCACAAAUCGUGCAUCCUCAAAUGGCUUGAAAUUAGUAACUCGUGCCCAUUGUGUAGAGCAGCGUUAGAACCAUGA